CCACCAAACUUUGCAGCGCAUAAUGAAGUGCACACCGCAUUCAUCUGGAUGGCAAACAUAAUAAUUAACAGACCGUGGGGAAGAUCUACACCCUCCUGGGGGCCGUUCCAGUUUUAUUUGACGGGAUAAUGUGGAUUCCCUUGACAAGAUGCUCAACUUUCUCCUCCGUUUCAUGUCUCCAGUGGUGAUACUUGCUGUGCUCGCCGCCGUAACAAAGGAUAUUGAAAGCCAGCAGAUUCCAAAAGGCAUCGAGUCGUCUACCCCACUGCCUGUUUAUCCUGCAGUCAGAUUCCAAGUCCUCAAUGUUGAUCAUGUGGUUCUGAGGCAGGACAGUUCUGGGCUUCUGGGGAACUCUAGCCUGAAGGUUCACACACAGACAUUCCUCAUCACUGAUCCAGGCCCAGGUUCACUAAAGCCAGUUCUGAAUGCCUCAUAUGGUCCACACAGUGUGGAUGCCCCCAUUCCACCGGAGUUGCUCCUCAGUGGGCGUCGGAUCGUCUCUUUCAUUUUAGGCCGCCAGGUCCGAUCCUCAUCCCCAGCUGUCAAGAUCCUCUUCCACAUGCCACGCAAAGGUGAUGGUGCUCAGGAAAAGAUGACGGAUGGAGCUCAUUGUGUGACAGCUUAUGCCUUUUGGGGGACUAGGGAGGUCCGCGGGGCAUGCCUGGUGUCUCCGGGUAGGUUCUGCGUGGCGGAGCUAAAGCCCGAACCGGCCUGGUUUAGCUCGUCCACUCGAUCCGGCAGCUCCAGCAAAGAGGCUGGGCGACCCGAAGCCAUAAAGGGGCUUCAGGGCAAUCUCGUGGAGGUCUACUUCCAAAGUCGCAUGGAUCAGACAGGCCGGUGUACGCCACAGGAUAGCCUGCAACGAGUUGGAGUUGGGAGAGCAGGGGUCAAGGAAGAGUCCGGAACACCCAUGAGAAGAAUAGGAAGUGUUAGCCUGCUUAAAACUCCCCCUGGAAAUCCAACCUUUUCUCGGCUCAGAUUAGGGGGUGUCUUGGUCAUCCAGACUUCCUCCAAGCCCCUGAAAACUGAUGAUAUUCUGACUUUUUACGUCUUCCUGGCAAGUACCUCUACAUUGGAGGGUUUCACACUUAGGGCCACAGUCAAGCCAGGGUUGUCGUUCAGCGCCGUGCGGCCCAGUGACGCGAUGGUGUGGGACGUCAAGGCGGAGCCCGGCAGAGUCGUCAUCCCCAACACAGUCUCUGUUGUUUGCCAGAGGAAGGUUCCGGUCACAGCAAAGCGGGGUCUUUUUGAAGUUUUCCAACUGGACUUCGUGCCAAAAGACAUCUCAGACCUGGUUGAGACCCACACAAUCUCCUGGAGACUAGACCAGCCGGGCAACGUCAGGGAUGUGGGCCAGAUGCGGAUCUACACUACUCAGAGAGACUUUGUGGGACUGGCUCCUCUGGUCAUGAGCACAGAUAUUUUGAAUACUGCCAUGCUAACAGGCAAAGCGUUGAAAGUACCUGUGAAAACUUUGGCUGUGGAGGCCAAUGGCUCCAUCACCGACGUAAGCAGUCUGACCAGCUGCAGGGCCACUGAAAAAGAGGUGAUCAAGGUGUCCGAGCGCUGCGACUACGUGUUUGUCACGGGCAAGGAGUCAAGAGGCAAGAGGCGAGUGAUGAUCAACUUCACUUACGGCUUCCUGAGCGCGCAACUGGAGAUGAGCGUGUGGAUGCCCCGCCUGCCGCUGCGUAUCGACGUGGCCGACCCCGAGCUCAACCAAAUCAAGGGCUGGAGAGUGCCCAUUACCACUAGCAACCGAAAGCCCACCUGGAAUAGUGAAGAGGAGGAGGAGAUGCGGAAGGGCAGGGGUUGCAUGCUACAAUAUCAGCACUCCACACUCAGGGUGCUUACACAGUUUGAGGCUGACUCAGAUGCAUUGCCAGACUUGCUCACUGGGGCAAAACCUGUUGAUUAUUUCCUGGGUCCUGAUUGGCAGGUCGACGUGACCAAUCUAGUGCGCUAUUCUCUAAAAGUGGCUAACCCAGAUGUGGCCUGGGUUAAGGAUGGAGAGGUACUGCAGGGCCGCGCUGUGGGCGCAACCACCGUUCAGGUCCUCUCCCCACUCACAUCAUCAGUCCUAGGCGAGAAGGCCGUCACAGUGGUUGAUGAUAAAGUGAGUGUGACGGAGUUGGGGGUCCAGUUGGUGUCUGGACUUUCGCUGUCCCUGCAGCCCAGCCCACUGAGCAACAGUGCCAUUGUUGCCAUGGCAACCACUCGGGAGACAAUCACGCAGCUCAAACAGGAAGCUGCUGUCAAUUGUUGGGUCCAAUUCAGUGACGGCGCCAUCGUCCCCCUGGCAAUCUUCGACGGCAGUAUCUACUCCUUAACAGUCUCUACCCCGGAUGAGGCUGUGGCUACCAUUCGCCGCACUCCGCAGUUCACGUUUGCUGUGGCGCAAGGCGAAGGCCAAGGUCAGGUGGCCCUAGUCAGGGUGGAGCUGAGGAUCUGCGAGGAAUGCCAGAAGUCGAAGAGGAAGAGCAAGUUAGUUGUAGGCGCAGGGCUCCUCCGGAUGAAGUUCCAGGGUGCUGGUCAAAGUUUUGAAGGAAACAUUGGACUUGGUAAAGAGAAAAAUAGAUAUAACGGGGGCACUUCAGAAAUUGCGGGAGAGGUUAAAACAACAGUGACAUCACAGCGGUUUGUCACAGAUGCAGAUAAAGCUGUCUUAAGGACUGUACCAGAAACUAGCACCUUGACCAAGUUCUUAACCGCAGCUGUUCAGUCACGCGUUUCUUGGACUGGAUCAACCAACAAAUCGACACAAAAUUCUGAAUUUAUGGGCGCUCCUACUUCCACUAUUAUUGUAGACAGAUCCCCAAACACUACCGGACCUACUGAUAUUAAAUCUGGAGUUUUUGAUAAAGGAGAACAGAGCAGAGGCUUUGGAAAUAUGGUCGACAAUCCAAAUUCACCCCCAAACAAAGGCAUCCCCAAAGCAGAUGUUUCAGCCAAGAAAGAACCACCUAAGGCCAAAUCCCCCAAAUUCAUUGAGAGCGACCUAAUACAGACAUUUCGGUCCAUGUCCGACUUGGAAAUAGGCAUUUAUUCUUUAGUGGCUGUCUUGUGUAUCGCUAUCUUGGGAUUUUUGCUUAACUGCGCCUCAUAUAGACUUUGUUUUCGCAAUCACAAGAGCCCUGUACAAGCAGGGCCGACACCCAGUGGGGAUCCAAAUGAUCAUAAGCAUGACUGGGUGUGGCUCGAGAGCAACAAUCAGCACCUUCCGGCUCCAGGUGCACCAGCUCAAGUGUCAACGUUGACCCGCCGUUCAACUGACUCCAAAGGCCAACGCAGCACGGACAGCCCUUUACCCGCUGUGGGCCACGCUGUCGUCGGCAUUCCUGAAAGAACUGCCACCUUGGGGCGCAACAGAACCGGCUCCCAGCAGCAGCUGCACAGAAAGGUUGUCGACCCGAUGGCGAACCGUUCGGCCACCCUGUUGGCGAGGCCACACCGCAGCGAGCCUCUCCACUCCCCCACCAGUAAGAGGAACCAGGUCCAGUUCACCACCUUCACCACGCUGGACAUCAAGCACUUGGCUGCGCUGAAAAAGAACGGUAUGGACUUUCACUGGACUAACCAGCAGCAGCAGGUCCAGUUCCAGCAACAAGCAUCCCCUGCUGACCCACAAAUGCCAUUACCUGACAUGCCGUGGCCCAUCGUCAAACCUCUUGGAGAGCCCCAGUGAAUUUUAGGGCUGUCCAGACCAAAUCCACAGAAGCAAGUACACUAUUAAUGCACCCAUCCAUUUUAUAUACCCUUUCCGUUUGGGUCGACCCCAGUCAAUCACAAGCCACGUGUAGAAAACCACUUACAUCCACGCCGAAAGCCAAUUUAGGGGCAGUGGACCUACUGUAACGUGCAGGAUAUAUUUUUUUUUUUUAAAUGUUGGAGGAGCUCUUGUAAGCUCAGGGGGGAACAUGCCCAGAACCUCACAAUUCUGACGCAGACAUGCUAACCAAUAGAACACUAAAAUGAAAUAUGUGAUAUGAGGAAGGUACGCAAGUCAGAAAGUAAUAGUGCACGAAAGAAAAGACGACAAUCACGAGUGUAUAUUUACUAUACUUGUAAUAAGGAUUUGUAAAUAUGAAAACUUUUAUCUAUUUCUUGAAUUCGAGCCCAAGAACUUUCUCUUACAAAAAAAAAACAAAACAAAACACUUGUGUAGGCGCUGCAAAUACAUCAAAGCAGAUGCAGUAUAGGAGAGAAUAUUUCUGGCGGAUUUAUUGUUUCUUUAGCCUUGUUUUUAGACUCCUCAGAACUCCUGCGGACUUUUGUGCAAUCGGUCAGAGAAUACGCAGCAUUUGUUAUGUUCAUUUUAGCGGUCAGCACCCCACCUUAUAUUUAUGGAAAUGAGAGCGUGUUAUGCAAAUGCAAUCUUUGCAAAGUUUUGUUGUUUUUAAUGGUGAUUGUUUAGCCUUCUUGUCCCGAGAAUAAAAAACAAAUGUAUAUUCAGCA
Molecule: messenger RNA, 4455 nt
Organism: Syngnathoides biaculeatus (alligator pipefish)
Lineage: Eukaryota; Metazoa; Chordata; Actinopteri; Syngnathiformes; Syngnathidae
Product: transmembrane protein 132D-like
Exons: 11
Coding region: 149-3685 (1178 amino acids)
Source: RefSeq, a predicted model, not a curated record